UUGGCAACCUGUUGCUGCACUGCUUUACCUGUUUAUCAGCUACAGAUAAUGGAGCAAAUGAAUUCCCUUGAGACUGAAGACAUGCAGUCACAGCCUGUCGUCCCCCUGCCUCCCUCUAUUCCUGCUCCUCCGACACUCAGAAACAGAGAGCAUUACCACGUCUUCAUUAGCUACAGCAGCACUGACUACCGGUGGACCCACUUCCUCAUCAGACGGCUGGAGUCCUGCGGCCUGCAGGUCUGCUACCACGAGCGCGACUUCACCCCCGGCCGCACCGUGUUGGAAAACAUGUCCGAAUGCAUCCAGGAGAGCCAGAAGGUCCUGCUGGUGCUCAGCCCGGAGUUUGUGAGGAGCCGCUGGUGUCUCCUGGAGGCCAACAUGUCUCUGUUCAGAGACUGCCUGGAGAGGAAGCCCAUCAUCCCGGUGCUGCUGGAGCCAGGAGUCUCUGUCCCUCUCCACCUGUGCCACCUCACCUACCUGGAGGCCAACGACCCCGACUUUAUGAAUAAGCUUCUUAAAGUGCUGUGCACCCCCAACCAGCAGCUUCAAGGGUCCACUGUGGUGCCCUUCCAGCCUCCCUCUAUCUACAAUGGGAAGGCCCUGCAGCCUUUGACGGCCGUCGAUGCUGAGGGACUCUAUAAAUGGGAUUCUGGACAGUUCAGUGACAUGGAGGUGCCAGACCAACUGCGCCUGAUCAUUGAGGACCACGAGAAGUACAGAAAUGCUGUGAGGAUCAUCAACAGUGUCUCUCAGAAUAAAGUGCACCCACUCUGGGUUAAAGCACUGAUGCUCAUUAUUGCUAUGAUUGUGCUUAUGCUCAUGUCAGGUCUAUGCUCAUAUAUGAUAGUUAAGAUAAUAGAUGCUCCAUUUAAAGGCCAGAGCAGAACUCUCUGGGUUCUCAGUAUUUCUUGUAUCAUCUGUGUUGCAUUGGGGUUGCUUAUUCAGAUUGGUCUCUGGAAGAAGGAUGAAGUGAAGUACAUAGUGAGGGAGAUGAACAAAGCUAUGGGUCAAGCAAACACAAUCCUCUCUGAGGAGAAGGUUUUAAUGGGCUGUCGGUCCAAUUCUAAAAUCUAUCUGGUGUAUGUUUCCCUGGACGGUUGCAAACGUGAGUUUGCAGAAACGUUUUCUGAGCAGGUUGUUGCUGAGGAUAUGUUUCAAAGAGCUCUGAUCUUCUUCUCAUCAGGUUACGCCUGCUGCCUUGCUAAAAGACACUUUCCCUUUCCCCUGCCGAGCUCCACCGGCCACCUGGAGGGAGGGGUGUGUUUCUGCCAGUAUGUCUCCCAGCAGCUGAGCACAGGGCAGUGGGAGUAGAGUGCUGCAGGGAUGAUGUAAGAGCAUAGACCAAACCGGAAGUUUGCAUCACUCUGGUUCCCAGAGCCAAUAGGAUUUUUUCCAUCAGAUUUUGGAUUAAUGCACAAAAUAAUUUGUAGCAAACAAAAGUUUAGGAUACUCUUACAUUUUGUUCAACAAUAUAAUCUCCACAAAUGAACACCAAUCUUAUGAUUUUUGAAACAACUGUCUGACAUUAGGCUGCAAUAAACAGCACCAUGGUAGCAUGAACGUCACCACUAAGCUUCCUUCUAAGCUACACUGUACAAACUUGACAAUAAAACGCAAAAUUUACCAGUUGAAAAGUUGGAGUUAGAAUAGUUUGAAGAGUGCAGAUAUGAGGCUGUAAAUUUGGACUAGUGAGUAAAUAAGUUUCCAUGUUCAGCCUGAUGAUGUUUAAUGCUCCCGACAACCUCUGUAGUCUCCUUUAGCCACUUGUUAGCAGCACUUUUGUAAAACACAUCAAAUCUUCAAAAUUCAUGAGUGAGGUAUUUACUGUCGUAUUUUAUGUCAUGGACCAAACGUGAAAAUCUCUUCAGCUUGUGUCACCCACAGACCUUAUUUCAGGCAUCUAACCAAAAAGCCAUUCAAAAAAUUGACUACUGACCAUUGACUUUAAGACGAGGGAGCUGAAAGCACAACAAUGUGAACUAAUUUCCAGGUUUUAGGACUCAUUCCUGCAGCACUGUAUAGCAGCAACAGCAUAGACCAGGAAUGGACCUGCAGUUCGUGAGAAAGUCAGUAGUGAUUCAAGACAUAGAAUUCUUAGGAAUAUUUUUAUAAUGACCACAAAAGGGCAUAAUUAGUCACAAGUCAGGUGUAAUCACUACAGUAUACAGACAAAUCUAUAGGUUUCAUUGAGUAAUGUUAAUGCUUGAGGCUCGCUGGCACUUGUGUUCCCUUUUCCACUUGCCUGAAGGACAACCUGAGCUAAAACCAGUUAAUCCACCAGGGUUUUGGUGCAGUACAGAAUAAAAGCAGCAGACAAAGUGUUAAACAUGAGAAGAAACCCUGGUGUCUUUGCACUCAUUUUUAUAGUUGGUGCUAGUUUCUUUUCUGUGCUCUGUGUCCGAAUGCACCGUUUACAGUAUCAGCCUGCCUGGGUGUGUUCUGGGUUUUUACAGAUUCUCUUCUCGCGAUGCCUCUUGAGUUAUUUAUUGAGUGUGAAUCCAUACAGUGUUACUAUGACGACAAGGUAGCAUCCCAUUACAUUCAGCUGAAUCUGGUCUUUGGACUGAAUGACAGCAUCAUUCGCUACAGUUCUGUUCAUGUCCACAUGUUUUCUCCACAUCAAGUGGACACUCGACACAGAGAGGAAGAAAGGGAAAUGAAAAUUUUAUCAUGUGAAAUAAUUGUGCUUUUGGGUUUGAUCAUUUUGAUGCAGUUCUUUUAAUAAAAAUGCAUUACA
Messenger RNA from Chelmon rostratus (copperband butterflyfish), 2737 nucleotides. RefSeq lists its product as uncharacterized. Gene Ontology annotation, cellular component: membrane. The coding region runs from base 49 to 1311 and encodes 420 amino acids. The record is from RefSeq and is a predicted model, not a curated record. Gene Ontology annotation, biological process: inflammatory response; immune response; toll-like receptor signaling pathway. Lineage: Eukaryota; Metazoa; Chordata; Actinopteri; Chaetodontiformes; Chaetodontidae. The transcript has 2 exons. Gene Ontology annotation, molecular function: transmembrane signaling receptor activity.